This is a messenger RNA of Colletotrichum fioriniae, 804 nucleotides long. The record is from RefSeq and is a predicted model, not a curated record. NCBI's taxonomy places the organism in Eukaryota, Fungi, Ascomycota, Sordariomycetes, Glomerellales, Glomerellaceae.
AUGGUUUUAUCAUUCUACAAUUUUCAGUCACUGCUGGUACUUGUUGGUCUAGCGACCCGAGUUGCCGUCGCAGCAUAUCCAGGCUUUGCUGGUCUAAAGACUCUUUUCACAUUGACUGGAUUCUACAUCAGUCGCGAUCAGCCCUCCAUUGCCAAUCCACUUGGAAAUCCGACGUACCCGGGUCCAACCAGCGCAAAUGGAGAAAAUUGGAUCCAGUACUUGACCACUAGGCAUAAUGCAUCGCUUCUAUUGACCUACAACUUCGCGGCGAGCGGCGCCACCGUCGACAACAGCCUUGUGACGUCUAGUAUCGACGUUGUGAGUCAAGUUGAAGAUGGCUUCAUCCCCAACUAUAGUGGGACAAACCAGAAUUGGGAUGCCGAGUCUACCCUGUUCGGCUUCUUCAUCGGAAUCAACGAUAUCGGGAAGUCAUAUAUCAACGGCAACUCCACGGAACUCCAUCCGCUGAUUUUUGACAAGUACGAGAAGUUGGUCGAAGAAGUCUAUGAGGCGGGUGCUCGGAACUUCCUGUUCCUCAAUGUACCGCCGCUUGAGCGGAUGCCGAGAACAACUCAAUCUAGCGCCGCUGGAGAGCGCAUUCCUCUUGAAAAAGCCGCGGUAGCAGACUGGAAUAAUCGUCUUGGGGUAUUCGUUAACGACUUGCGAGACGCUCAUAGAGAUGUGACUGUGUUUCAGUACGAUACCUAUGGACUGUUUGACAGAGUCAUGGAUACACCUGAACGUUACAAAGAAACGGCAGUCUACAAGAACAUGACGACAUACUGUUCAGCAUACCAAAAGUAA